Galeopterus variegatus (Sunda flying lemur) is the source of this 994-nucleotide messenger RNA. RefSeq names its product calcineurin-like EF-hand protein 2 (gene CHP2). The record is from RefSeq and is a predicted model, not a curated record. The coding region runs from base 1 to 690 and encodes 229 amino acids. Gene Ontology annotation, molecular function: calcium ion binding. The transcript has 8 exons. Lineage: Eukaryota; Metazoa; Chordata; Mammalia; Dermoptera; Cynocephalidae.
AUGAGGAACGUGCUGGGGCCAUCGGGGAUUGGGACGAAAGCGUCCAGCUCCUCUGCCCACCUGCUGUCCCUUUCCCAGCGGGACUUGGACUCCGUCCACAGCUCCGCCAUGGGCUCGCUGAGCUCCCACGCCGCGAUCAUCCCCGACCUGGACAGCAUUCGGCGGGAGACCGGCUGUGAGUGCGCCCGGCUCCGCUGGCUGGAGCCUGGGGGCUGGGGUCGCAGGAGAUGCAACGCAGCUCGCAUGGAUCUGCAGCGGAUCGGAGCGCUGGCCGUGAACCCCUUGGGAGACCGCAUUAUAGAAAGCUUCUUCCCCGACGGGGGUCAGCAAGUGGAUUUCGCAGGCUUUGCCAGGGUCCUGGCUCAUUUUCGACCUGUAGAUGAUGAGGACAUAGGAAACCGAGAUCCCAAGCAACCUGAGCCCCUCAACAGCAGAACGAACAAACUUCGCUUUGCAUUUCAGCUCUAUGACCUGGAUCGAGACGGAAAGAUCUCCAGGCGUGAGAUGCUGCAGGUUCUCCGGCUGAUGGUCGGGGUCCAGGUGACAGAAGAGCAGCUAGAGAGCAUUGCUGACCGCACAGUGCAGGAGGCUGAUGAAGAUGGAGAUGGGGCUGUGUCCUUCCUGGAGUUCACUAAGUCCUUAGAGAAGAUGAACAUUGAGCAAAAAAUGAGCAUCCGGAUCCUGAAGUGACUCCUUGUGCCUUCGUCUAGCUCAUGCAGACCAGUAUCUGCCUGGGAUUCAUCCUCAGCCCCCAUGGAGGCAGGACCCCAAUAAACUGUCUUCUUACUUCUGAACUGAACUCUGUUUGGGAUCAAGGAGAAGGAAGGGCGUGUACUAAAGUCUAGCUUGUUUGAUCUCAGAUCUGUGAAUUAGCCACAAUUGUUUGACUGCAAACCCAACUCAAAGUGACUUAAGUAAAAAAGGGAUUUUAUGGGCUCAUGUAAUUAAAAAGUCUGGAGGUAUUUGUCUUCAGGCACUGCUGGAUCUAAGGGUA